GAUCUGGUGAGCAAUCAUGAAGACCUUCAUCUUCCUCGCUCUCCUGGGAGCUGCUGUCGCUUUCCCCAAUGAUGACGACGACAAGAUCGUCGGGGGCUACACCUGCCGAAAGAACUCCAUCCCCUACCAGGUGUCCCUGAACGCCGGCUACCACUUCUGCGGUGGCUCCCUCAUCAACGACCAGUGGGUGGUGUCUGCGGCUCAUUGCUACAAGUCCCGAAUCCAGGUGCGUCUGGGAGAAUACAACAUUGAAGUUGUUGAGGGCAAUGAGCAAUUCAUCAAUGCAGACAAGAUCAUCCGCCACCCCAAGUACAACCCCAGGACCAUCGAUAAUGACAUCAUGCUGAUCAAACUGAGCUCACCUGCCACCAUCAGCUCUCGCGUCUCCACUGUCUCUCUGCCAAGAACUUGCGCAGAUGUUGGUACCCAGUGUCUCAUCUCUGGCUGGGGCAACACCCAGAGCGUUGGCACUAACUACCCCGAGCUCCCUCAGUGCCUGGACGCCCCAAUCCUCUCCGACAGCGCUUGCCGCAAAGCCUACCCCGGCCAGAUCACCAACAACAUGAUGUGCCUGGGCUUCCUGGAGGGUGGAAAGGAUUCCUGCCAGGGUGACUCUGGUGGCCCCGUGGUCUGCAACGGACAGCUCCAGGGCAUUGUCUCCUGGGGCUACGGCUGUGCUUUGAAGGGCAAGCCUGGUGUCUACACCAAGGUCUGCAACUUCGUGAGCUGGAUUCAGGAGACCAUUGCUGCCAACUAAGCCCUCUCCCUGUUAGACAACUUCACCUUCAUCCUAUGGCUCAAGACAGUACCUAAAUAAAAGCAUUUUGU
Molecule: messenger RNA, 828 nt
Organism: Pteronotus mesoamericanus
Lineage: Eukaryota; Metazoa; Chordata; Mammalia; Chiroptera; Mormoopidae
Product: serine protease 1-like
Exons: 5
Coding region: 17-757 (246 amino acids)
Biological process (GO): proteolysis
Molecular function (GO): serine-type endopeptidase activity
Source: RefSeq, a predicted model, not a curated record